AUGAAGGGUGCCAGUGGAGCGAAACCAGGCUCUGCCACGCACAGUAACCUGGAGCUGCGGGAGUGUGGGUGUAGCCGUGCCCCCAAGUUCCAGCACAGGCUGGCCUCGGCUGGCAGAGUUGUGCUGCUCCGGGCAUGCUCUUUUGCCUGCAAAGUAUCUGGAAUAGUGCCAAAACCUCAAAACACAAGAAUUAUUUCAGUUAAUCUUCGUAGCAUUUUACAGUGGGAUGCACCUGGGUUUCACAACAGGAAUAUAAGUUACACUGUCCAAUCUAAGAGCAUCUAUUUCCCUGGAAAGACGUAUGAAAAUGUGAGCACAAACUUGAGACUCACAGAGUGUGAUGUCUCUUCUCUGUCUGCAUAUGGAGACUACAUUUUACGGGUCAGAGCGGAGUCAGGAAACAACCACUCGCACUGGGCAACCAUCAGAUUUAAGCCAAUGGAUGACACAGUCAUUGGGCCACCCGAUGUAAAAGUGAAGUCAGAGUCCGGGUCGCUGCACGUGGAUUUCGUAGGCCCUGUUGCUGAGCACGAGAAGUGGCCUCUAAAGCAUUAUUAUGGCUCAUGGAAUUACAGGAUACUGUACUGGAAAAAAGGCAGCGAUACAGAGGUAGCUCACGUAGAUACUAAACAUAACUCUGAAAUACUGUCUCAGUUGGAGCCAUGGACAACCUAUUGUAUUCAAGUGCAAGCAGUUAUCCCCGAGUGGAACAAGACUGGGGAACUGAGCGAAGAGCUUUGUGAGCAGACAACCCACAACGGUGUAACUCCCUUGUGGAUAAUUGUGACCACUCUUAUAGGAUCAAUGUUGGUCGUUGUAAUAUCUGUUCCUGUUUGUUUCUUUUCCUUUUUGUAUCUAUAUCGACUCACCAGACACGUUUUCUACCCUUCAUAUAUUUUCCCGCAACACUUGAAAGAGUUUUUGAGCAAGCCUCCCAGUGGUUCACAGUUUUUUUCUCCACUCCCACAAGAAGAGCAUCUUUUCUACGACAAGCUAACUGUCAUUUCGGAGGAAUCCAAAAGUCACUGUGAUGAGAAUGGGGAUGAGGCCAGCAAGACAACAGAGCACCUCCAGGACUCUGAACAAGAAGGUUCUGAUUCACAAAUAGCACCAGCUUCAGCAAAGGCCUAA
Messenger RNA from Mesitornis unicolor (brown roatelo), 1131 nucleotides. RefSeq names its product interleukin 10 receptor, beta (gene IL10RB). Gene Ontology annotation, molecular function: interleukin-10 receptor activity; protein binding. Gene Ontology annotation, biological process: blood coagulation. The coding region runs from base 1 to 1131 and encodes 376 amino acids. The record is from RefSeq and is a predicted model, not a curated record. Lineage: Eukaryota; Metazoa; Chordata; Aves; Mesitornithiformes; Mesitornithidae. Gene Ontology annotation, cellular component: membrane. The transcript is spliced from 8 exons.